ACACCCAGCCGCGGCCCCAAAAUAUGGUCUGACAUCAAAUCUUCAUGACAUGACUUGAUGAGAUCUGGGGAAUCCUUGGCUUCGAUAGUGGUACAGAACAACGUCAGUGAAAGAAUAUGCUACUUCUAGGUGAUGGAUCCCUAGCAGUACUCGCACCCCGAGGAAUAAGAAAAACCGGACUCUGGCAGAAGGUGGUAAGCUGCUGGCUUUCUCUUGUUGGGCUCAGUCUUACAGACACGCAUAAAGCAGUAUCCGUAUUUUCCCAACACUUUUAGUCAUUGACCUCCCGAUGAUGCUCCCCAUGUCUCGGGUAAAGAGUACAGAUUUCUAUUAUUACCCCAUCUCGGGUAACAGUGUUUGCAGCCAACUUUUAAAAGCAGUGCCAGGUUGAUGAAGUCUGGAUGUGGCAGUUAAAUAAAAAACAAGACACAUAGCAUAGAAGCUGUUUUAAUAUAUAUCAUAUCCACAUGGACUCUGUUACCUCAUGUAGCUUGUGGCGUAGAAGAACAACAUCUAGUGCUAGUACCUCUAAGCAGCCUGUAAUUUGUGAUUUCAAUGCUUGUAGUUGUCCAAAACAUAUUGUCUUUAAAAGCUUCAAGACAAGUAGCAAAGAAAUGAUCGAAGAAAUGAUCUGAAUUACCUCGACAUUUGUUGUAUGAAACCAAAAAUAAUCAAAGCUAAAAUUACCACAGCUACAUACCACUGGUACAGAAACAUAAGGGGUGGAGGACGCACCCUAGUGGAGGGCCAGUAGAGGAUUAGGAACACUAACAGGUUUUCAGUUGAAAGGCUCAAAAGCCAAAAAAACAGUAUUAAAACCCUCAUCAGUCACUUCUAAGUCUCCGUGGAAUAUCUUUGAAGGAUGAUAAGCUUUAGUUUUGAUCACAGUUUUGAAACUUCUUUCAAAACCUUUCACUUUCAGAGGAAUGAAUUUGGGUACUAAAACUAUGAUGAAUGUGCAUUUAAGGUUGUUUUUAAAGAGAAUAUAAACGGGCUGUCUACAGUGAAUCAACACAUUUUCAGUCAAUGCAAUCCAACACACUAAACAUACAUAGUCAAUUAAAUACUGAAUUCCUCCCAUUAGCCCAACUCCAUGCUAAAACACUAAACAGCCUGGCUGUAAAAUGGCUUUUUUUCUCACACCCAGGUUUUGUUAGUCCUGUCUCUGUUUUUUGUUGUUGUAUUGGAUUAAUUUCUCCCCUUUAGCAUUGCAUAUAAGCUUCACAAAGGUAGUAUUUAUUGGAGAUUUGUUUUAUUGGAUUGCAUGAUAUUGUACAGCAGUGAUAUUAUUAUGUUAAAGAAAUGACGCCACAGAGAGGCCACAGGGCCUGGACGUUAUUUCUCCUUAGUGGGUUUUAGCUCUCAUCAUUUUCAGCAAAAAAAUGGGCAAGAGUGGAAUCUCACAAAAAAAACUAACAGAAAUGAGUGAAUCAUUUUUAAAGAAUGCUGUCAGCGCCAUGAAGAUAUUAGUUGGCUACCUCUCUAUAGAGUUAUAAUAUCCUCUGUCUGCGGAUCAAGUUUUACACUCGUGAAGGGCUGUUUUGUAAGUGGGAAUGAAGAAAAUACUGUUUGAAAAUUUGAUUUUAUUGGGAAAGUUACAGGAUAAGUCAAGGACCCGAUUGUGCCUGUCCACAAACGCAGCCUUCUUAUUUGGGAUGCUGUGGUCUUGGUAUGUUUUGUUCCAACUGUAAUUGCCAUCUGGGGCUGUAUUACUGAAAGCAGUCAUCAAUAAGGGGAGUUAUUUAAUUCGCUGUCAGUUACACUAUAUCAUUAUAAGUAUAUAAUCUGUUUUUAUCUUCUAGGUUGUAUUUGCUAUGUUUUCAUAUUUUACCGGUAUUUGAAGCUAAUUAAUUAUUGGUGAGAGCCUUUCUUCCAACCAGUCUUCUUUUUGUGAAUACGGUAUUUAGAGGUAAAGACUUCCCCAGCACCCCAAAAUAAAUGACCAAGUCACCUGAUCUUUUCUACAUGGGCUAGGAGCACCUCACUGUUGAUACACAUAAUGCAACACACUACCUAGCCUUUUAUGUAUCUUAGCACGCAUGACACACAUGUUACAUUAUAAAUAUGUUUAUUAUCUUGUUUAUUAUUUUUUCUUUUGUAUGCAUGUGCUUUAUAUCAAUAUAUUUCUUCUUACUCUCACUGUAACCAUUUUAAAGGAGUUUCUGUUUAAUAAAAAUUAAAACACACAUUGCAAAUAGUAGUUUCUAGUGUGGAUUAUUCGCUGUGUGAACACAAUGAUGCAAUACAGGUGGGUGUGUGAGUGAGUGAGAUAGAGAGAGAUCUAAUCAGAAUAAUGAUCACAUAAUCAAGACUUCUGACAUGUGACUUACCCAUUAUCUAAAGCAGAUCGUAGGAUUGACACGUCAGUUAAAGGGGGCGUGGUCAUUUCAGGGGAACUACAAUGAGGAUUUCAGAUUCCAACCACAGACCGAAUGAUGCCUUACGUGACUCGAGCCCGUUCGACUGGUCUUCAUCCAAGCUUCCAUACAACCGGAAGUAGAAAGAGGCGGUGUGACGUCUUCGCUAAAAACGCUCGGUCGAUGUUGGGACUUUCCGCACCGACUCGCGAAGAGAUCCUCUGCUGUUAAACUAAAGAGGAACAUCCAUUAUCCUUACAAAGAAGGAUUACAUUUUUCUUACUGUGUUUUUAGUAUCUGAUUAUGGCUGCUUAGACGCCUACAAAAGGGAUGUCCGAGAUGGGGGGAGGGGAUUGAGAGCAUAUAUCCCAUGGUCUGUGUGUCUGUGUGUGUGUGUGUGUGCGCGCGUGUGCUUGAUUUAUUUUGCUUACAAUGUUUGUACUAAUAAUCACGAAUCACAUGUUUGAAAGGCUUCAUAAUAUAUUGGACAUGUCCGAUCCACAUUUUCUAUAUAAUAAAGUGUGUACAGAUCCUGGCUGAUGAAACCACUGUGUAAUAUUCUGAUCACUAAUAUUGAAAUGCAUUUUAAUCACUUAAAAUGGAUAUCCUCUUUACUGCACAUGUUGUCUUUGGUUGGCUGUAAAACAACUGACUCAAACUGAAGAACUAUUGAAGUUUCUGCAGUGGGAUGCUCAGAAGUAGUGCUCUGAACUAGUUACAUGCAAAAGGAAUCCAGGUGUAAAGAAUAGCCUUUGUCCAUACGUAGGCCAUGUGAUGAGGGCGGUCGUGGGACGGGUAGUUUUGUUUCUUCACCAAGUUUCGCACUUAGUCAAGCUUGACUUUCUAUUUGACUAACUUCUCUGUUUCUGUUUUGAGUUAAACCCCUCCUCCCGCUUCCCCCCCCCGAUUUAAAUAUUUGAUGUUGCCGUAUGAGUGAGUCUAUGUGUGGGAAAGUGAGACCUUGGGUUUUCUCAAACCCCUCUCCCUUGAAGGACAUCUCUUUUGCCCUUCAAUUUCUAAAACUUAAAACCCCAAAAUGGAAACCCUUGUUCAACUCAAAAACAACCCGUUUUUGAUGGGUUUGUGUCGCAACGGGCCUCCUCCGGACCUGCAAUACGACAACUCAUCAGAGCUCUUCCGCAUUUCUACCUUCGCUCGAUUCCCUGCUUCGGGCGUCACGGAGCGUAGUCUGGCGAGGGCAGGUUGGUUCUACAUUGGCGUGGGCGACCGCGUGCAGUGUUUCAGGUGUAACGUGACGGCAGAGGGCUGGCAGGCCGGCGACUGUCCAACAGAGAAGCACAGACAGCUGUCUCCCACCUGCUCCUUCAUCCAGAGCCUCCCGUCUACUACCAACCUGCUCUCCUCCUCUCACUCCGCCUUCUCCCCACUGCGCAUUGCCCCAGCCGUACCACUUUCUGCUCCGGGCCCAGCGGCUCCUAACCCGGCAGUGAGCCAAGGUGAAGAGCCGGUUGGUUACCUCAACAUGGGCUUCUCUGCUCCACCGCCCUCCAGCCCGCUCAGCUCUCGGGGCGUAGAGGACAUGUCCCACCAGAGACCAACGUGCCACAACCCCAGCAAGCGCAAAGAGCAGGACCGCCUGGACUCUUUCCACCCGUGGACUCUCUCCAUCAUAACUCCAAGUGAGCUCGCCAAGGCCGGCUUCUACUACCUGGGCCAGGGCGACCGCGUGGCCUGCUUCAGCUGCGGUGGACAGUUGAGUAACUGGGAGCCAGGGGACAGAGCCGUAUCCGAGCACCAGAGGCAUUAUCCAAACUGCAGAUUUGUGCGCGGGGACCGAACCGACAACGUGUCAAUAGCCGGGUCUGCGUCCGGAGGACUGGCUUCUCAGCUGUCUUCAGGAGCCGCAGCCCUCAAUAAUGUGUCUAAUCCCGCCAUGCAGCAGAGCGAUGAGCGGCUGCUCACUUUUGUCAACUGGCCGGCUCGCAUCCCUGUCAGGCCGGACCAGCUGGCUAAAGCCGGCUUCUACUACGUUGGCCGCAACGAUGAUGUCAAGUGUUUCUGCUGCGAUGGAGGCCUACGAUGCUGGGAGUCGGGAGAUGAUCCGUGGGUGGAACACGCUAAAUGGUUCCCGAGGUGUGAAUAUCUGAUUCAGGAGAAGGGACAAGAGUUUGUUCACCAGAUCCAGGCUCGGUUCCCUCGGCUGUUUGAGCAGCUUUUAGCUAAUGGAGACAACAACUCCAGAGAGUUUAUUGAUCCACCUGUGGUUCACCUCGGCCCAGGAGAGGAGCGGUCCGAGGACGCCGUCAUGAUGAACACCCCCGUGAUUAAGUCUGCUUUAGAGAUGGGCUUUGAGCGAGGUCUCGUCAAGCAGACGGUCCAAAGCAAGAUCCUCACCAGCGGAGAGAACUACAGAACGGUCCAGGAGCUGGUUCUAGACCUGCUGAGUGCCGAGGACCAGAAAAGGGAGGAGGAGCGAGAGAUGGUGGCAGAGGCGAUGGCAUCAGACGGUUUCACCUUUGUGAAGAGACACCAGGCCACGUUGAUCCAGCGUCUGAAGAGUGUGGAGCCGGUGCUGGAGCAUUUAAGAGAGCAAAACGUUUUGUCUCCCGAUGAGUAUGGCGGUCUGAAGGCCCAGACGUCGGCCCAGCUGCAAAACGGCAAGCUGAUAGAGCUCGUUCUCACCAAGGGGAACGCUGCGGCCGAGGUCUUUCGCAACUGGAUCCAGAAAAACGACGUGCACCUGCUCAGAGAUCUCAUGGCCCAAUCAAACGAAGCUGCAUCACCAAGUCAAGAUCUCUCAGACCUCCCCAUGGAGGAGCAGCUGCGGCGCCUGCAGGAGGAGCGUACCUGCAAGGUGUGUAUGGAUAAAGAAGUCAACAUUGUCUUCAUCCCAUGCGGACAUCUGGUGGUGUGCAAAGAGUGUGCGCCGUCGCUACGGAAGUGCCCCAUCUGCAGAGGCCUGGUUAAAGGCACGGUCCGAACCUUCCUCUCAUAACCAGGAUCCCUCGUUCUCACAGCAAUGUGAUUGAAUGUAAGCAAUAUGGUGCAGGUUUAUAUACAGCUGACAGACAUGACAUCCAUUGAUGUAAAUGGUAGUCAUAUUUCUGUUAUUACCUCUGUUAUCAUUAUAUUUACUGAUACUAUUAUUAGUUUUCUUUUCUGUUUCUCCCUCUCCCUCUCUUAGGGAUAUUCAUAAGUAUCCAUUCAACCCUUAAACCACAAUAUGAUCACCUUUUUUAUUAAAAAGUUGAGUAGAACUCAAUGGUGUCUUCUGGUCACUUAAAAGGAGAAUAUCUGGUUCACCUUGAAGCUGAGCCCACCUCGUGGCGAACUCUUUACACCACAGGAACUUGUGGCAAUUAUACCAUUGUAUUGAUAACUUCUCAUCUGGCAUAUGCAACUCCUUUAAGACUGGCACUUGCUAAUGUGACCCAGGCUCACGAAAUAGUAAUACCAAUGAAGAUGCACAUGAGCGUUCAGAUGCCUAUUUAACGUAACCUCCAUGCACGGUCUUAAUAGUAUUCUUUAACGGGUCGAUCAGCCAGAGAAGUCUCUAAAUGAGCACCCCCCCCCGUAUCUUUCACUUUAAUCUGAUUGUAGAACGCUUGAUUAACUCACUGUUAAUGAGUUAUAUUUGUUCAGUAAAUACAUGGAUUAUGAUUUCAUACAUUUUCCAUGUUGUCAUUUAAACAUGUUGAAUUUAUUUUCCGUGACCGGUGUUAUUUCUGGUCAAUUGUAACCUGUUAGGCAGUUAUCCCUGACUGAUUUGCAAAAAUAAACUUUACGAAAUCCA
Messenger RNA from Gasterosteus aculeatus aculeatus (three-spined stickleback), 6111 nucleotides. RefSeq names its product baculoviral IAP repeat containing 2 (gene birc2). Gene Ontology annotation, cellular component: nucleus; cytoplasm. The record is from RefSeq and is a predicted model, not a curated record. Lineage: Eukaryota; Metazoa; Chordata; Actinopteri; Perciformes; Gasterosteidae. Gene Ontology annotation, biological process: negative regulation of apoptotic process; negative regulation of necroptotic process; positive regulation of protein ubiquitination. Gene Ontology annotation, molecular function: ubiquitin protein ligase activity; cysteine-type endopeptidase inhibitor activity involved in apoptotic process.